Messenger RNA from Letharia columbiana, 1308 nucleotides. RefSeq lists its product as uncharacterized. Gene Ontology annotation, molecular function: aspartic-type endopeptidase activity. Lineage: Eukaryota; Fungi; Ascomycota; Lecanoromycetes; Lecanorales; Parmeliaceae. Bases 1 to 1308 code for a protein of 435 amino acids. The transcript is spliced from 3 exons. The record is from RefSeq and is a predicted model, not a curated record. Gene Ontology annotation, biological process: proteolysis.
AUGGCAACCAAACUCCAGAGAGUCAAGCUUAUUCAGAACAAGAACUACCAACGUUCUGGUCCCAAGUCUUAUGUCUCCCUCCUCCACAAGUACAAAUUCACACCUACAUUGGACGGCCCAUACACCGUCAUCAACAAAGCCCACCACCAAGGCAAACAUGGUGAACACAAAGCCGUCGGUGGCAAGACCCAUAUGCAGAAGGUCCUCCAGAAAAAGGCUCCGACCAGCGACCAGACCGGCGAUGUCCCCGCCGAAGACUCACAGAACGAUUCUGAGUAUCUUUGUCCUGUCACCAUCGGUACUCCAGGCAAGACCUUCACUCUAGACUUCGACACUGGAUCAGCCGAUCUCUGGCUUUGGUCCACAGAGCUGCCUGCAGCCACCACAUCAGGCACCAGCCAUACCAUCUUCGACCCCACCCAGUCGAGCACGUUCAAGAACUCCUCUGGUUCGUCCUGGAAGAUUUCCUACGGAGAUAACUCCUCUGCCUCCGGCACAGUGGGAACCGACGUCGUCAAUGUGGGCGGUCUCAUCAUCCAAAACCAAGCUAUCGAAUUGGCUCAAACCCUCUCGACCCAAUUCCAGCAAGACAGUAGCGACGGGCUCCUCGGUCUCGCCUGGGGAUCCAUCAAUACCGUCACUCCCAACCCGGUGCAGACUCCCGUUGAGAACAUGAUUUCCCAAAACGACAUCCCAAAGACUUCCGAGCUCUUCACCGCCAAUCUCGGCUCCGUCAAAGACGCGAAUGAUCCAGACAAAGGCGAAUCAUUCUACACCUUCGGUUAUAUCGAUCAAGACGCCCUUGGCGGCCAAACCCCUUACUACACGCCCGUGGACAACUCUCAGGGCUUCUGGAUGUUUGACAGCACCUCUGCAGUCGUAGCCGGCAAGACUAUCACACGUUCCGGCAACACCGCCAUCGCUGAUACCGGAACAACCCUCGCUCUGGUUGACGACACCACCUGCGAAGCUAUCUACAAGGCGAUUCCAGGAGGCAAAUAUGAUUCUACGCAGCAGGGAUACAUUUACCCUUCCAACACCGCUCUCAACAAGCUCCCUGUUGUGAGCUUCGCUGUCGGGGGACAGCAAUUCGCCCUGCAGAAAGAGGAUCUAGGUUUUGCUGACGCAGGCAAUGGCAUGACCUACGGAGGCAUUCAGUCUCGUGGAACUAUGACCUUUGAUAUCUUGGGUGAUGUGUUCUUGAAGAGCAUUUACGCCAUCUUCGACCAAGGCAACACCCGCUUCGGCGCCGUCUCCCGGUCGGAGCCCACGCAAAACACCACCAUCCCCGCUGCAUCUAGCUCUUAG